Molecule: messenger RNA, 3023 nt
Organism: Prorocentrum cordatum
Lineage: Eukaryota; Dinophyceae; Prorocentrales; Prorocentraceae
Source: the annotation of a GenBank genome assembly
AUGCCGCUGUCCAUCCGGCAGAGAGUGGAGACCUUUGGGGCGGCGGCAGCAGCUGGGAGGAGCGCAGAGCGGGCAAGCGCGGAGGACUUCCACCGCCAGAGCGCCUACGCAAACCUGUCGGCCGUGGUCUCUGGCGGCGGUUGCCUGCCCGAGGCGGCGCGGCAGCGAGAGGCGCACCCGGGCCUCCGCGCCGCGUGCGGCCUGGGCUGCCGCGAGCACGAGGCGCUGCUGGAGGAGGUCUUCGAGCCCUGGUGGGACCACCGCUUGCCGCAGGAAGCUUUGAUGGACUCCUGCAGCAUGUCGAAGAGAAGGUAUGAGCUAAGCUUCAUCGCCGCGAUUUCCAGGGGGCGGGUGCUGUACCGCUGCUGCGCAAAGGUGCCCGUGGCCCGCCACUGGCCGCACCGCCUCGGGGGGAGCGAGCACGAGGAGCAGGUCGAGGGAGGGCGGGCGUCGCGGUUGCGGCGGGGCGGCUCGCGCGGGGAGCGGCCGCUCGCGGCGGCGCGGGGUCGCGAAGGGUGUCUGGGGCCCGCCCUGGCCGCACGCGUCGUGGCUGCGGCGAGGCGGCUUGGACGCCUCUCCCUGCGCGCGCCGCUGGAGGCCUGGGCCGGGCCGCUGGAUGGCGACAUCGUGACCAGCAGUGUCAAGGUGGCGUCAGCGCGCAGCGCCUUCUGGGCUUACAGCACGGGUUGGACCUGGGCCAGCCGCCGCAAGCCGUACUGCGGGCUGUGCGGCACCCCGCAUCCAGGUGCGGUCCGCAACUCGACGUACGCACCUGGAAGACUCGACUGGCCACUGUCGCUGCAAUCGCCUUCCGAGGUGGCCGCCGUGGGAGCAGCGGCCGCGUCCUUGUGGGGCGCCCGGGGCCUGCUGCCGUGCCUCGCCGCCAGGCCUCUCACGCCCGCGGCGCCGCCCCUGCGCAGAGCCCCAGCGAGCCCCGGCGCGCCCGCGUCCGCCCUCGCGGCGGGCUCGCCGCGCGGUGCCCCCCGAUCCGGCGGGCCGCCCGGGGCUCCAGGAGCGCGGGUGCGGCGGCACGCGCAGGGCGACAUCCGCAACCCGGAGACAGGCAAAAAUCUCUUCGAGGGGAGCGUGAAGUCUUACAACGAGCAGAAAGGCUUUGGCUUCAUCAGCUCGGAGCAGGUGAAGAAGCUGUUCAAUGGGAGGGACGCGUUUCUGCACAAGGACCAGGCCGCCGGACUCCGCCAGGGCGACCGCGUCGUCUUCGCCAUAGAGAUGAACAGGAACAACCAGCCGCAGGCCAGAGAGGUGCAGAAGCAGGACCUCGCCGCCCCCGUCGACUUGACGGAGGAAAUCGAGGACGCUUGGGCCGCAGCUGCCGCGGAGGGCGCCUGGGAGGCCGCGGAGGCCGCCGCGGAGGCCACCACGGAGGCCACCUCGGUGGCCGCCGAGGAUCUGGCCGAAGACCUGCCCGAGCGGGCGGCCGAGGCCGAGAAGCUUGCCGCCGCGGCCGUGAAAACGGCGCCGGCAGCGGCCAAGCCGGAGGCCCCCGUGCGAGAGGUCCCCCUGACCGCAGAGGAGAAGGCCGCGGAGAAGAGCCAGGCUGACAGGAUAGGCCUCGACGCCCUCUUCGUCAGGAGCGUCGCGGAGGCCCGGAAGAACAAGGAGCAGCUAGAGCUGUUCAUGUCCAGCCCUACCGCGUUCCAGUCGACGGAGUACGCAAAGAAGGCCAGCGAGCUCGCGAAAGCCUCCAAGAUAGUAGAAACGUACGACGAGCUGCUCGAGGUCGCGGAGGAGAUCGAGGACACGGCGGAGAUCGUGUCCGCGGGCGGCGAGAUGGCAGAGUUGGCCCAGGAGGAGCUCGCGGGGCUGUAUGAGCGGAGGAAUGCACUGAAGGAGACCCUGCAGGUGUCGAUGCUCCCGAAGGACCCCCGCGACGAGGCCAGCAGCGCCCUCCUGGAGAUCAGGCCCGGGGCGGGCGGGGACGAGGCCUCGCUCUGGGCCGAGGACCUCAUGGGCAUGUACAAGAAGUUCUGCGAACUGGAGGGCCUGGAGUGCAAGGUGGUCUCGUUCAACCGGAAGGAGGGCGGGGGUCUCUCGGACGUGUCCCUGGCCAUCAAGGGCGACGAGGUGUACUCGAAGCUGAAGUACGAGGCGGGCACGCACCGCGUGCAGAGAGUGCCGGCCACGGAGGCGGCGGGCCGGAUCCAUACGUCGACGGCGACCGUGGUUCUUAUGCCAGAAGUCGAAUCGGGAGACGUCCUGGAAGACUUCAACGAGAAGGACAUCGAGUUCCAGUUCGUGCGCGCCGGCGGAAAAGGCGGGCAGAACGUGAACAAGGUAAACACCGCUUGCCACGCCACGCACAUCCCGUCCGGGAUCCACGUCUUCUGCAGGGAGGAGCGCUCACAGCUCAUGAACAAGGCCAGCGCGAUCCGUUACAUCAAGGCCCGGCUAAUGAACGCUGCCUUGGAGGAGAGGGACAAGGCCUACUCCAACCUUCGGUCUGCGCAGAUGGGGACCGGGGAUCGGUCCGAGAAGGUGCGCAGCUAUAACUACAAGGAGAACCGCGUGUCGGAGCAUGUCCAAAAAUUUCGUGCUGGACCAGUUCUUGCAGGGCAGAUUGCAGUCGGCAGUGGAGCAGCUCCGCCUCGAGGAACAGCGCAAGAAGCUCGCUGCUUACACGAAGGAGCUGCAGCAGCGGUAGCUCUGGGCCGCCUGUAGAGCGGCCGUCGACAGUUUUCUUUGCAGCGAGAACGGUUUUCCGCGGUCAUUCGACUCGCGCUGCUGCAUGCAUGGCGCUGGAAACUCGCGAGGUUCAGGCGGCUGUUCUGAUCAGCGAAAUGGCCCAGACUGUCGACGUCACUGCUAUUCUGCCGCAGGGGCCGCCCGAAUCGUCAUGACCCCCACGAGGCCCACGAGCGACAUGAGAGUUGGCAGUCUCUUCCGUGUCAAGAAUUGGUAGGCUACCGCUUGUGCUCGCAUUGUCUUCCUGCCCGUGUGCUUUCAGCAAGCACAGCGUCACAAGGCAGGAUCACCUGGAAUGGCAAACAUACGCAUCAUGAGAA